AUCGAGCAAGCUCCUAUACACUUUUCAAGUUAUUCUGGACGUCUUUCUCCUGUGCUAGCCAAAUCUGGAAAGAAAGCAACAAAAUCAAAAGAGGGGGAGGAUAUCGAUGGGUUGAAGUCCACAUCAGAAACAACUUUAGAAUCUGAAGCGGAUAAACCUGAGUUAACAGCAGAGGAGUUGGAGGAGGAAGGUGACACGAUGCCGUCCUCCCUCACCCUCAAUCGUACCAAGACAAGCAUCUCGCCUGGGCCUUCAGAGGCUUCUUGAUGGUCCCGGUCCUUAUGCCAAUGGAAACCCAGAUAUGGUGUUAAAACGACAGAAGCAGAAAAUGGGAAGCCAUCAAAUCAAAGCCAAGCCUGCAGGAGACGGGAGUGUGGAUGACACGGCUGGUGACCUCCCAACUUCUAUGUCUAGAAGUAAGACCAUGCCAACCCUCGGCCGUCCUAAGAUCUCUCGUAAGAUACCUGUCACAUCCAACCCCUCAGGUUCUAUCAGUACAGAUCGACUAAAGCAUGCCAAGGAAACUGCUGAGCGAGCGAUCAAGCAACGAAAGAUCUUCACCAUCCAGGGAGGGUACUCUGGGGUGAGACAGAGUCUGCGUAAGAGGGGCUGGGUGGAAAAAUUCUACCGAAUUCAAGGACCACCUAAGAAAGCUCGGCGGAAACGAAGAAAGACAGUGGAUGGUGAUGAUGAUUCAGAUGAUGAUGAUGAUGAUGAUGACGAUGAUGAUGACGAUGAUGAUGAUACAGAUAGCGACAAUGACCAGCCAAAGAUAGCUCCAUGGGAUGAGGAUGAUGGAAUCUAUGGCAUUAUGUCACGCAUUGUUCGCAAUAUCAAUCCUACAUUUAUCUGGGUGCUAAAGAGGGACAUUGUCGACUACAGAUUUCUUACUAAAGACCAGAUGGUGAACCACUUCUGUAAGGCCGGGUCAUUUACAACUAAGGUUGGCUUGACGGUCAAUAUGAGAAAUGUUCCAUGGUUUGACAACUCCGAUCCAGAAGGGUUUUUUCCUCGAUGUUUUCGUUUGAGUCACGAGGAAGAGAAAAUAGCUUUUAUAGAUGACUAUCGUCAGACGGCCUGUAUGAAUGUGUUAAAAGCUGUCAGUGCCCACUACAUGGAGGCUGGGUUGUCCGAGGCAGGUGACGAGGAGGAGAAGCGUGAUGUCGGCAGUGAGAAGGAAAGUGCCACUCCCUUUAUCUGUACCGACCCUGAAUGUACACGUUCACGCCCGGGAAAUAACUCUGGUAAUCUGUGUGUCCACGCGCUAGAGAAACAGAAACUUCUGGAAAGGGAGAAAUCCGAGCUCAAAGACAAAGUGCCAAAUCUGCCUAAAGUGUCAACAUCUAGAUCUGAUAAGUCAACCUCAUCAUUUAAAAAACUGAUGAAGAAGAAGAAACGUGUGAUAGUACCGCUUCAGUGUCUGGAGCGGGCCAUGCAGCAAUGUGAACGCUACUUAGAGGAGAAAGAGCAUGAGGAUAUUGACAUCAUGGCAGCUACAAAUGAACUGACACAGGCCCAGUGGGACGAGUUUAUGGUCUGGUACUACCAGCUAUGUCAUGAUGGAGGUGUGAUAUCCGGAGUACCUGAGAACAUGCUAACUGAGGUGGAGAACCUUACUAACCGUCUCAAGUCCAAACACACACAGUAUGAACUGGAUGGAAUGAGGAACGUGUGGAUUGUAAAACCUGGCGCCAAGUCACGGGGCAGGGGAAUUGUGUGUUAUGAUAAAUUGGAAGAUAUGCUGAAACUAGUCAAUAGUCAGGUGGUGAGGAAGGAUAACAAAUAUGUGGUACAGAAGUAUAUAGAGCGUCCCCUGCUGAUUUACAACUGUAAGUUUGACAUCCGUCAGUGGUUCCUGGUGACAGACUGGAACCCGCUCACACUCUGGUUCUACCAGGACAGCUACCUCCGCUUCUGUUCCCAAGAGUAUACACUGGACGACUUUGAUGAGUCUAUUCAUCUGUCUAACAAUGCCAUACAGAAAAACUAUAAAAAUGGCCAGCGUAACCCCAACCUGCCUUCUGAUAACAUGUGGACACACGAACAGUUCAAGGACUAUAUCAAGUCCAAAAACAAGGGAAACCUGUUUGAUGAGCUGAUCUACCCAGCGAUGAAGAAAGCCAUCAUAUGUUCACUACUAUGUACUCAGGACCUGAUAGAGUAUAGAAAGUCAUCGUUUGAGUUAUAUGGUGCUGAUUUCAUGUUGACGGAUGAUUAUCGUCCGUGGCUGAUAGAGAUCAAUUCUAGUCCUAGCAUGGAGAACAGCACAGCGGUCACCUCUCGGCUGUGUAACAAUGUACUGGAGGACACCCUCAAAGUUGUGAUAGACCGGAAGUAUGACAGAAACUGUGAUGUUGGUCGCUUUGAGCUGGCUUACAAACAGCCUGUGGUCACUGUUCCACCCUAUAUUGGAAUUAGCUUGUGUGCAGAGGGCACAGGUGUCCGUAAGCCUGCAGGAUUUAUGAAACGUGGACAAGGAGACAAUGGUGAGGGACAACAACAGUACUUCUCCCCACGAAAAACUCAGGGUAACCAAGACAAUAAUAAGGACACAAAUAAGAGUUUUACCUGUACAGGUGUGACUCGUCGGCCACGGAGUGAGAACAAUGACAGUUUUACCCACAAAGCUGCUACUGUGAACUCGGCCCCAGCCAAGACAACCAAAUCUUCCAAUCAGGAGGCCUCUUCUGUCUAUUACCAUGCCUCACGCAAUCAGCGCAAGAACAUUAUGAAUGGUAACAAUAAAAACUCAACAACAGUAUCUGCUGAUGUUAGAAAGUCACCCACAACUGGCAACAGUCAUGUAAUACUGUCCAGUAGUAACUCAAGCAACCAUUCGGACUCGGACCGAUAUGGGGACCGGGGUGGGGAGGUCACCCGUGAUGUGUCGAUUUUUAAUAAGGAGAACAAUCACCCACUACAGGCGUCGUCCUUUCCUCGACCCGAGAAGUCAACAUCUCUGCCGUCCACCAUGGGCAAUAACUACAUCACAGCGAUGCCCGGUAAAAAAAUUGUGUCAAAGACUUCUGUGUCAAGUAAUUAUUCCAUUCCUGCUGACAAGUUGGAUCGACCCACACUCGCUGUCAACAAUGUUGAAUCUACAGAUCUGCAGACUAUCAAACCUAUGACCUCGGCCUCAAACCAUUCUAAUUCAAAAGGUGUAAGUCCUUUAAUCGAUGGUGCCUGGGCUCGAACUUGUACCGAGUGUGGGAGCGGCAAUAAUCUCCAUCUUUAUUUCAACAAGCCAUACUGUAAAUGUCGGCAGGACAGUGUGUGUAUCCCGCCAGGGUGUGAGCGUGCCCGUAGUGCGAGGGGCUUCUUCCCGCGCCCGCGUAGUAGCUACGGAUCUCCUAGGCCCCCGAGUGCUUGCUCGAAUACAGUGAAUGCAAAGAGCGGUACUUCUUCCACAAGCUUGGCCAUAGUUGCUACCGCUGCAAAGACAAACAACAAAAUUCUCCUCAGAUUUUCUGAUGGAGGAAUUCAGAGGCCUGUGUCGCCAGUGAACUCUCUAUCCAACCCGCUACCCAAAAUUGUUCGGCGUUAUAUUGGCCGCAGGGUCGCUCAAUGUCAUGAAAUAUCCUCUAGUGCCAAUCACAUGUCUGCUGUGUUUUUGGACACCACUCAGCUACAUAACCCGCUUUCUAUCGUGUCUCAUGGGGUGUAUAACACAUCUAGGUAGUUAGUCAACAGCCACACAUAUAUCUCAUCUAAUAACAGCUGGUUUAUACCAGUGGGUUUUAUCAGAAACUAAUAACUAACCCGUCUAUAAGCACCGUUCUACUAAAAUCAUCCAUUUCCAUCAAAAAUAUCUCGUAAGAUAGAUGUAAGUAAAAAACACUUUCAUAAAAAACACCUUAGUUUUUUUUAUGUUUUAAGACUUCUUGAUACAUUUUGUUUCAUAUUAAAAAGGAGAAGAAAAUAAAUUUAAAUAACAAACAAAAAUAAUAAUACUGGAACAAUGAUCGCAAAAUUAUUACAAAUAGUAAGCACAUAUUAAAACCGAAGAACCAACCAUUCUGUCUCUACGAUUCAUAUGAUAUAUCUCUGUCGCCUGAUUCAGAUGUUAAUAUGAGAUGGGGGUUUCCCCCAGUCGUUAUCAUUGUACUGUGUACGAGUUGACGAGUAGUAUAAUAAAGUAUACUAACAAGUCAUGUUUUGUAUUUUGAAGUAGAAGGAAAAACAUUGCUCAAACCCUGGGUUGUGUAGGUAAUAUUAGUUUAACUGGUGUCUAUGCAGGCAACCAUUAGGGAACAAGUUGCUAUACAUUGAACUAGAAAUGAAACCUACACAUUCUUAUAUUAAGUUGUGCCAAAUAUCAUUUCAAUAAAUGUGCAAAUGUUUUGUUAUUUUUCAACAGUGCAUUACAAAUGAUUUGAUUUGUUCUUCCUGUCAUUGUAUUAAGCUGUUUAUAUAAGUUUACUCACCAUACCCUGUAUGUUCCAUGAUUAUCCAUGUUUACUGUCAAAUCAAUCCUUAUAUUUACCAAGGCGAGCUGUUUUACAAUCAUAUAUUGUUGAUAAGUAUUGGUGUCUUUAACGACCAUUGUUUCUUAUACGAUAAUCAACAUAGAUUUGUAAUUUGUAUUGCUAGGCAUUUUAAUUGUUUUUAUUUAUUGUUUUAUUGUUCUGAGGUUGAAAGUGAUACGAUAGAAGUGUUAUGAGAUAUGUUUCUCUUCUGUAUAUGCCAUUGUAUCCAUAAAAUCUCUGAACAUCAGGCGUAAAAAUGGUGACGCAUUUUAUUUAGAGGUUUAUAAUAGACAUCAGCCACUAUAUUGAGCACAUGUUAAAACAAGGACGUCUGUCGGAUAUGAAAAUGGGGAAUGUCAUGGAUAAGAAUCUUGGGAGAACAAUUUGAAUGUAAUUCCUUAGAAUAUCCGUUGUUUUGCACCAUUUAGAAAUAUGAAAAUGGUUUAAACGAGUGUUGCAGUCAUUUACAGUGGAUAUAAUAGAGCUGAAACGUCAAGUAUCCCUUAUAGUACGGGGAUGUUUAUCCGUCUGUGAUCAAGUCAACAUUAGGGCAUUGCCUUAGUAUGAGUUAUAGGUCGUUAAACGUGUUUGGUAUUUUUUUUUACAUUUAUCUGGUUGUCCUUUUCUUCACUGAUGAAUGUAUUGCUUAUUUAAUGGCGACCAUUGUUAAGUUUAUAAUCAUGACGACAUAUUUCCUAAAUGCAGAGUAAAACAAGAACGCUUUGAUAAGGUAUAAUUUGAUUAUACAUUUUACCACAGUUUCUGAUUUUGUUUUUAUUGAUCA
Molecule: messenger RNA, 5250 nt
Organism: Pecten maximus
Lineage: Eukaryota; Metazoa; Mollusca; Bivalvia; Pectinida; Pectinidae
Product: tubulin monoglycylase TTLL3-like
Exons: 19
Coding region: 302-3679 (1125 amino acids)
Biological process (GO): protein polyglycylation; cilium assembly; cilium movement
Cellular component (GO): cilium
Molecular function (GO): ATP binding; metal ion binding; protein-glycine ligase activity, initiating
Source: RefSeq, a predicted model, not a curated record